Ananas comosus (pineapple) is the source of this 1464-nucleotide messenger RNA. Its product is annotated as bromodomain-containing protein 4B-like. Lineage: Eukaryota; Viridiplantae; Streptophyta; Magnoliopsida; Poales; Bromeliaceae. The record is from RefSeq and is a predicted model, not a curated record. The transcript has a single exon. Gene Ontology annotation, molecular function: DNA binding. Gene Ontology annotation, biological process: regulation of DNA-templated transcription. The coding region runs from base 55 to 1464 and encodes 469 amino acids.
UUUUCUUUGUCCCCGAAGAAGAAUUAGCGCGCGUCGGUGGCGCGGAGAUCAAUCAUGGUGAUGCUUCCGGGGUACAAGUUCACGCCCAGCGAGGAGUUUCUGGUGGGCGACUUGCUGAGAAAGAGGCUGCGCGGGGAGCCGCUCGAGGGUGCUGCGGCAAGGUGCAUUUGGGAGGCUGACGUCUACGGCGACGAGCCAGAGCGACUCACCAGUCUGUCCACUCCAGCAAAUCGUGAUCCCUGCGAGUGGUUCUUCUUCAGCUGGUGCAAACGGAUCAAGGCCAAGAAAGCCCACCGCGGAGGCCGAGCUGAUCAAGAAGGGCGGCAGGGCAAGAACAGAAGGAAGGAGAGAACGGUGCGCAGGGAUGGACGCGUAGAGAUUGGGCAGUGGAGGUCCACCCAGGCCGUCAAAAAAGUGAUCCACAUUGACGACUUGGGCCGCGCCGUCGUGAUUGGAUACCACCAGAAUUUCGAGUAUCGUGACAGCAAGAAGCAGAAGUCCGAAUGGCUCAUGGAGGAGUACGGCGUCCUCCCGCCCUUGGAGGACGCAAGCGGCGAGGACAAGGAGCUGGUUAUCUGUAAAAUCUACAAGACGCCUGCCGCCAGACGUGCCGAGGCAAAACGAUCAGCUGGAUCAUCGCCGGCUUCCCCAAUUCCUUCGCCCGUAUUGCCGUCUCAGCAUACAUUGCUGCUGCCACCGCCGCCGCAGCAGCAACAUCCAGCUCGGACCGAAUUACUACAGCCGCCACCUUUCAGGCCUUCACUGCCGGCAGUUGUGCCCCCGAAUUGGCCCAAUCCGUGGCGGUCGAGGGCGCUGUUGCAACCAUCCUGGCCCGAACAGGUGUUGCAGCCUCCUUUCUCGUCGGAACCAUUAGUGCUCCCUUAUCAGCAUGAUCCGCUGCCGCCACCCCUGCUGCCGUGGCACCAGCCCGAAGAGUUGCCUCCGCUUCAUCCGCAGCAGGACAUGCCGCAAUACAACAUCGCAAUGGCGGAAGACGCCUUGUCUGAUGCAUCCUUUGCCCCUGAUGAUUACCAAUUUGCGUCCGAUGGGCAUCGUGGAAUGAUUGAUGCCUCUGCCGAAACUCUGCAGCCUCCGCCGCCACCAGCAGUAGUAGUUAAUCCGCAGCAUCAUGCUGUCUCAGCUGCACAUGUCGGUGAUGAUCGCACACCUGCUGACUCACAGAGCUCCCAAUGUACUACUACUGCAAAGAUAUCCGAACAUCACGCGGAUAAUGGCGGCGUCCUCCCCCUGCCGGACGAACAACAACAACAACAACAACAACAACAACAACCACCACCGCUGCACGCCGAGUUGAAUGCUACUGCAAGGACACGUCCGAUCGAUCUACAGCUUCUAGAGAGAUCGGCGAAGAGGAGGAACAUUCUUGGGAGCCACAAUUCUCUCUUCGUAUCAAGCUCUCCGCGCCGUCCAACCGUUCGCAGAGCACCGACGAGCGCUCGAUGA